Oryctolagus cuniculus (rabbit) is the source of this 5588-nucleotide messenger RNA. The record is from RefSeq and is a predicted model, not a curated record. Lineage: Eukaryota; Metazoa; Chordata; Mammalia; Lagomorpha; Leporidae.
UUUAAUUUUCUUCCCACACAUAAGGAAGAACAUGUGAUACUUGUCUCUCUGUAUCUGGCUUAUUUCACUAACAUGAUGUCCUUCUGUUUCAAUCAUUCUGCUACAAAAGAUAGAAUUUCAUUCUUUUUUCUAGCUGAAUAUUCAUUAUAUAUGUGCCACACUUUAUUUGUUUAUUCAUCUGGUUGAGUCCAUAUCUGGCUAUUGUGGACAGUGUUGCCAUAAGCAUGGUGGAGCAGGUAUCUUUUUCAUAAAAUAAGUUCUUUUUUUUUUUUUUGGUAUAUCUCCAGUAGUGGGAUUGAUGGAUCAUAUGCCAGGUCUAUUUCUAGUUCUUUAAGAAAUUGCCCGUUUUCCACAGUUGCUGCACUAAUUCAAAUUCCCACCUACAACAUGUAAGUCUGCCUUUCUCUUCAUCCUUGCAGGCAUUUCUUGCUCUCUGACUUUUGGAUAAUAGCCGUUGAGACAGGGGUUCAGCCCCCCGCAUGCGGUCAGUGUGGGGGAGGGGCAUUCUAGGAGUGGGUGGGGCUUGCAUUGUGACACAGCAAGGCAAAGGCAGGGGAUUGGUUGAGAGAGUAAGUAUAAAGUCUGGGGUUGGUAAGGUGAUCUCCAGACAGGAGAAGACCCGGAGGAAGACGGAGCCCUUGUCCGUGUCCCUCCACCUACUCCUGAGUGACGCACACUUGGCAUGUGUCUGGUCUGUGGACCAACUCCCAGUGACUUAGCUUUGAACCCUACUUCCUGCCUCUACACCUGAUUUGACCGAGACACUUUCCUGACUCCCUUGUCCUCUUCCUCCUCUUUACCUCCUCAGUACCCCUCUUCCCUGCCACACCCUCCCCUUCCCAAAUCCUCAUUCCCUUUCCCCUCCCCCUUCCCCUUCACCAUCCCCACCUCCUAUCUGGCCGCCCAGGCACCCUGAGGGGACCAGGACAUGGAGGUGAGGAGGUGGCUCUUUUGGAUCCUGGUGCUGGGGUUUCCCAGCAGCGCCAAGAGGAAUAUUGGCCAUAUUAUUGGAUUUUUUCCAAAACUAUUCAACCGGCCAUUUCCCGUAUAUCCAAAAGAUCUUGGUUGCACAUCCAAAUUGGACCACAGUUUUGAAUUCGUUACACAACAAUUUAACCAACCAUUUCACAAACAUCCAAUAGAAGAUCUUGUCUUCACCUCCAAAAUGGUUGAGAUUCCGCAGUGCCGGUUUCAUUUCGGUCUGCAUUGUUUGGGAAUUUUCCAGAAGUUGAUUGUCGGUGUUUUCCUUGGGAUUUCUACAUUUAAGAUUUUCUUCUGGAGAACUAAACUUGCUUUAUUUGAAAAAGAAAAAUCCUCAGAGAACUUGAAGAGAAAUAUGCCAGAGGUCAAAAUUACCAUCGAUGAGUCCUUGCUCAGCAAUAUGAUGCCGAAGUUCGAAGAGAAGGAGGAUAAUGACAGAAAAGUUGAAGACACGAACAAUCUAGUGAAUGACCUUAUUCAAAGUCCAUAUGCUAAGCUUCCACCUGGAACAGAUCUGAAUGCCAAGAAGCAUGACUUGUCUACAGAGUAUCAUGAUGAAGCCAAGGAAGCCAAGUGGGAAGCCCUGAGGUCCAGCAUAUGUGAACUGGAAGGUACAUUGUUGGGAAAAAAAAGCCCAAUAGAGCAAAGAUCAGUUUUCACUGGGAAGGUGAAGAAUGGCUUACUGCCCCAGGGUCCUUGCCCCAGCCAUGUUCUUAGGUCCAAGUGCACAUACACAAAGAACACUGUUUUAUCUUUUGCAGAAGAUAAAAAGAACCUGGAAGAAAACUGUCAUACAUUGAGCUCUGCAUUGGCAGAAAAGGACGCUGACUACAAACUACGGAAUAUGACUUUGAAUAGUCUUUAUGAAAACCAUGUACAAAGAAAGAUGACCCUAACAAGGGAGCUGGCAAGGCGGCAACAGGAGCAGAUGGAGAGCGAGAGGAAGCUGUUAGAGAAAGAGGAAAACCUGAAACAGGCUGAAGAGGAGUUAAAAAAAUACAAGAGAAAAAUACAAGAACUGCAGGCACGGAGGGAGCAACAAAGGUCUAUGUUCAGAAACCAGAUAGCCUUUUACGCCCAGAAGGAUCGGGAAAACAGGCUCAGUGCCUGUGCUUUUGAGCAGGAGGUGAUGAAAAGGAGGAAGGAGCUGGUCUACUUGCAUCACAGAUUGGAAAUAAUGGAAAUGCAGAGGAUGGCAGAGGAAUAUUGGAGGUGGAUGCCAGCACCAGGACGAAUGAUCUGGGGGAGCACUCCAGGGAGAGGUAGGAGCAGCUGGUUGGGGGGAGCAGCUUCAUUUCCACUGUAGAAUCCACAUCCUCCCCUUAUUCCAGAAGUGACUGUUCCAUAUUCUGAAAACAGUCCAGUGCACUAACUAAAGAGAAAGCAUUGUCCCAGAAGGUGGUAGGACACUUUUCCUCAGGUGCCCUAGCAAGGUGGUUCUUUGGGCUGGACCCCAGGGAAAGGUCCCUGCACUGGAUGUGGAUUCUCCUCUACUCCCACUGGUGAUUUUUUUAAAAGAUGUAUUAGAGGAGCCGGCAUUAUGGCAUAGUCGGUUGGGCCAUUGCCUGCAAUGCCAACAUCCCAUAUGGGCACUGGGUCUAGUCCAGGCUGCUCCACUUCCAACCCAGCUUCCUGCUGAGGUGCCUGAGAAAGCAGCAGAGUAUUGCCCAAGUGCUUGGGCCCCUGCACCCACAUGGGAGACCCAGAAGAAGCUCCUGGCUUCCACCUGGCCCAGCCCAGCCUGUUGCAGCCAUCUGGGGAGUGAGUCAGAGGAUGGAUGAUCUCUCUCUCUCUCUCUCUCUCUCUCUCCCCGACUCUGCAUUUCAAAUAAAAUAAAUCUUAAAAAAAGAUUUAUUUGAAAGGCAGAGUGACAGAGGGGCAAACACAUACACAGAGACAGAGAGAGGAGAGAGAGAGAGACAGAGUGAGCGAGCGAGCUUGAUCUGUUUGUUUACCCUUAAUGCCCAUAACAGUUGAGGUUGGGCCAGGCAGAAGCCAGGAGCCAGGAAUUCUAUCCAGGUCUCCUGCAUGGGUUUCAGGAACCUAAGUAUUUGGGUGAUCAUUUCCUGCCUUCCCAGGUGCUUUAGCUGAAAGCUUAUCAGAAAAGGAUGUGCUAGAACUCAAAAUGGCCCUGUGAUAUGGGAUGUGGGUGUCCUAGAGGAAGAGUUUAUUUUGUGUGCUUUGUGCAAUUUUGAACACUCUUGGAAAAAGCAAAUCACCAUCUUAUUUCUCUUGGAAAAUAUGCUAUGCAGAAAUCCUUCAGUGAUGCCCUCCAUAAAAUAUUCUGCAUUAGCAGGGAUCAAAUAUUUGUAAUAGAAAUGUACACUUGUAGGGUGGUAGUGAAGUGUGACAGUAAUUAUCUCCAGGGCCAAUUUCCAAGAAAGUCCUGAAUUAUGUUCCCAUGAACAGGUUCUCUUGUGGCCUGUGUAGUUAUUACAGUGGAUGAGUCCUCUGUUCAGACACCACAGGCCGUUUACAGUUUGAAAUCAAAACAAACUUGUUUUAAUGUUCUUAUUUAGUUAGUUGGAAACUCUCAUUGGACUUUAAAUUCAGUAUUGCCUGUGAAUUAUGAUAAGUAUUAUACCUCUGUGUACCUAACUUCUAGGUAACAGUUUCUGUCAAAACACAUUCCCAGUUUCCCUGCAGAACAUCAGGAAUCCACGUCCCCUCCCAAGAGAUUCUGGUGUCCAGGGGUGGCAACACUGAGACCCUUAGCUAAGGAGAGAAGCAGAGGGGACAAGGAGGCUGGUGGCCCUCGAUUCUAUGACUGUCUGUGAUCAUGUGUGGAGGGUGAACAUUCCUCUCUUCUCAGUAUCUGUUCUUACUGUGCAAGUAAUGAGCUUUGGAUGUGGUAGGCAGGUAGGCUCGGGAGUGGUCUGGAUAUACAGGUCCUCCGUUUAGCAUCCGUGUGUUUAUUAAUCUGGUUUGGUUCUGCAUCUCCUGCAAGAUAGGCUGUGUCUUCUGACAUCUGCAGACAUAGUGACAUGUGAGGACAGCAGUCUAUACCUGUGACUUCCCUUCCUGCCCCAAGCUGUCAGGACCCAGGGGAGAGUCAAGUUGUGUGUCACGAGUUGCUCUAAAUCUGGUGGAGGGGAAAGGUGCCUGGGACUGUCACUUACUUUAUUGUGGAUCAGCUUUUAUUGGGAUGAGUGUUGGUGCCAUUGUCCAUCAUAGUAAUACAUUUCAAAUAUUAACUUCGGCGGGAGGCUGCAGAGGACCACUACUUUUCCCAAAUUUCUCUGUAUGCCCUACCCCACAAGUGGCCCCUCAUCACACUGUUCCCAUGCUAUUACUCUCUACACCAGUAGCCUCAGUCAGUGCACACAAUGAACUGACCUGGAAAGUGUCCUCAUCUUAUCUCUCAUUUUUGAUAUACAAAGAAAAAUGUCCCAGAUGGUACUGCAGGGUGUUACAACUUAAGGGUGAGGUUGUCUGAGGACCUUGGAACAUUGCUCCAGUUUCUGAGGACACACAAUUGGCAGUAUCACCUCUCUGCUGUGCACUGGGCAGCAGAGGUGUGUUUACAUAAGGAAAGAGGUGGCUUAUGGAGGCCAGAAAUAUCGGGGUUUUUGCUGCCCUAAAGCCCUUCACCCCUAAUCUGCAGGAAAGACAAGGGAUUCCUGUGGGGGUGUCAAAGUUAUGGGUCAGUGAGGACACAUGCUCUGGAGGUCCAGGAAAUUGACCUUGGUCCUGUGAGUAGACUUUGCUUGAUGAUGCCCCAAAGACACUGACUGUGUAGCUGGGUCUGGGGCAGUGGGCAGCUCCCUCCAAUUGCGAUGAGCAGGCUCCAGGGGGAGCUGACGCUGACUCUGUGCUGCUCAGCUGGGCACCUCUCACCACAUCCCAGCCUCCUGUAGCCUUGCUCUCAGCUCCACAUCAGGCACCAUGGGGGCUCUCCCUGUGGCUCUGCUGCCUCAGGCCCUGAUGCCCAUGCUUUGUGGGGCCUCCUCUGAGCCCCACUCAGUCAUCUGUGACACGGGGAUCCUGUUGGUUUCUGAGGACACUGUCAGGAGGAAGAAAUAAGCCCAUGGCAAAAGUACCUGGCAAAUGUCUGCACAUACUGGGCGCUCCCCUUCCCACGUCACAUGAAAACUCUCCUCUCGUAAGAUCAUCAAUAGAUGUUCACUGGAGUACAGUAAACAAAUCUAAGGGUGCAAUAGCUCAGGCCAAGACAUGACUUGCAACCCUGUUUGCAAAGAUGAGGCAGAGUCUCCUCUCUGUUAUUCAAAUUCAGACAUGACAAGGUGAGGCAGUGAUGAGGAUGGGCUCACAGGAAACUCAGAUCUGCCUGAGAUGUGCAGACUGUGAUGUUUCAUGACCUAGAGACACAGAAACAGUCACACAUGGAAGUACUCGCUCAUAGCCCAGACCGAUGAGAGGAGACAUAGUGUGGAUAAGAAAAUCAAGUCUUAUGGAAAUAGUCUUAAAUCUUGCCUUCCAGGACAAACCUUUUGAAAGUCAAAGAGGAGCCUGAGCCAUCCUAAGCAUGCUGUGGUGAUGAUACACAUCGAAGAGUAUUCGCUCCUGAAUGGUUUCCCUGCUCCUUGCUGCCUCCUCCCUCUCUUAUUUUUCCUAAAAUUUCCCCUAAUAAACCUCGUGAGAUCCUC